Molecule: messenger RNA, 1283 nt
Organism: Vespa mandarinia (Asian giant hornet)
Lineage: Eukaryota; Metazoa; Arthropoda; Insecta; Hymenoptera; Vespidae
Product: venom protease
Biological process (GO): proteolysis
Molecular function (GO): serine-type endopeptidase activity
Source: RefSeq, a predicted model, not a curated record
AUAAUGACGGUUGUCGAUAGGAAUAAAAAAUAAACUUGUUUACCGCAGCACUAAUUCCUUGGUUGAAAUAAUAAGUAAAAGAGUAAAAUGUUACGAUUAAUGAUAUUUAUAUCGAUUGUUAUAUUGUUACUUUCGGAUAAAGUAACUAUGACAAGCAACACCUUUUUCUGUCGAAACAAUCAACAGUGUACGUUUCUUGAAUACUGUCCAGAUAAGGUGAUUCUCAUGAAAAGGAAUGAACUUUCAAUACACAGUUUGCGUCAAUCGAUAUGCGAUUAUUCAGGGUUAAGACCAAAAGUGUGUUGCGAUAUAAGUUAUUCCCCUAGGUCGAUAUUACCCGAACAAAAUAUAAUAUCACUUCUAGAGUCAAAAUCGAAUAACAAAUGUGGUAAAAGUCUUAUUAAAAAUAACAUUGAUAUUUUUGGAUCUUAUCCUUUCUUAGCUAGAAUAGGUUUCAUAAAUUUGCAAACAGGACACAUGAAAUAUCCAUGCAGUGGUACGAUUAUAAAUGAGAGAGCAGUAAUAACAACGGCAUCCUGUGCACUUGCUAAUUCUCAAAUAUACAAAUUAUACUCCGUAGCUGUUGGAGAAUUUAAUACCGAAACGGAUCCAGACUGUAAUCCCUUAUUUUGUGGUCAUAAGAUUCAACAUUACAAUAUAUCUUAUAUAAUAAAACAUCCAAAUUAUUGUCCAGACACUUUUGCAAAUAAUAUAGCAUUAAUUCGUUUGGAAAAACCUAUACAUUUUGAAGUAACAGCACAACCAGUUUGUCUAUUACCCAAAGAAAUUUAUAUUAGAACAGGUUCAAAUGCCGUAUUAAUCGGCUGGGGUAAAUUAUCGAAUCAAAAAGAUUUGUUGACUAUGCAACAAGAAUUAAAGAUGAUAUUGUUACCUAAAGAAAACUGCAUGGACUUUUCAAAUCAAGGAUAUUGUGUAGAAUUGUGCGCUAGCGGAGAAACAGAACCUUGUUCGGCUUACAAUGGAAGUCCUCUAUUGUAUAAAUAUGGAGAUACAUAUUUUUUGGUAAAUCGAUUAUUUCUUACUUGUCAACAUACAUUUAUAAUAUGUAAAGUUAUGUUUUUAAAUUGUAUCUAUUUUAUGCCUCCAGGUAGGAAUUCUAUCCUAUGGUUCAAACUGCGAUGAGCAAUCAAAUUUACCAUUGGUUUUCGUAGAUGUACAAAAAUAUGCGAGGUGGCUUUUAGAAAAUCUUUAAAUGCUUUAUACAAGAAUACUUACAACUUGAUUUGCCUUAAAAUCUAAUUGAAAUACAUACAUAUAUUACA